CUUUCUUUUGUCAACCCUUUUUUUUUUAACAAAUUUUAAGCUUACAUUUUUGGAAAAAAAGGGGUUGACAAAAAAACCUGAAAAUAAUUGCCAGUUCUUCAUUUAUGUUCUUGUUUGUUGUGUAAUUUUGAAGUGUUCUUCAAUUUUUUUUUUUUCAUGUAAUAAUUGGAUUAUUGUGGAUGUAUGUGCUUAAUUUUUGCUUGUUGAUGAUAAAAAGAGAUAGUACCCUUUUUCUUUUUUCCUACCAUAUAACUCUGAUUGUUGGUUUUCUCUGUAUUUUUCCUUGGGUGGUUGUUUUGAUGUUGGAUAUUAGCUUAAAAAGAAAAAAAGCAUGGACUAAAAUGUAUCUUUGGUGCUAUAAAAGCAUGGGGCUAAAAUGUAUGGUGUUGGUACUAAAAUUUUUGAGUCAAAAGAAGGUGUAUAGCUACUUUUGAAUCAUUUAGAAUGGGGCUAUGAAUGGAAAUAAUUCUGGGUCCAAUGGCUUUGAAAGAACCAAAGAGGGGAUUGAAGAAUGGCAAAGUUAGGAACCUAGAUUUAUUAUUAAAGCAUAUAUGUAAUAAUUAUGGAUGGCCCAUAAUCAAUUGGGGAAAUUAUUUUGGGGGUGAUUAUUGCAAACUUUUUUCAUGUAUAAAUUGAGAAGUUUGCAUCUGUCAAUUGUAAUUAGUCCCUGCUUUCUGAAUUCGCAACGAUCAAUCAUCUUUAUUUGGUCUUUCGCCUUGCUGUUUAGGGCAUCACAAUCUUUAUGCUGUUGAUAAAGCACUACCUUCGUUUUUUUAGUUGCAAUGUUUUGAAUUUUGUAGUAUCAUAUAUUGAUAUUAGAACAAAUAUUAGUAUGUACAAUGUUGUUGGAUUUAUCUCAAUGUAUUGUUUUAGAACAUCAGCUUUUAGUGACUUUUACUAAUAGAUAAUUAAGGAUAUUAAUGGUCAAAGUUUUGUGCUGACAAGCGUGAAAAGCAAAGUGUUGCCAACUAAUAGAAGUUGGAAAGAGUAUUUUUCAUACUUAUGAUGCAAAAUUUUGUCACAUACAGUUCAUAGUUUGAUAAAUAUCUAACUACUUAUAUGUUAACCUUUUGUGCUCUGGUGAAAUGUGGCCAUAAAGAGGCAGGCUGCAUUAUUGGAAUUGGAGUUUCCAAGGGCUGAGGAAGCUGCUCGUUUAGUUUGGGAAGGAUGGCAACCGAGAGUCCAAUUAGAAUGUUAGAGAGUGAUGAGUCCAAAAAGUGGCUACCUUCUAUGGAUUCUAUGUUGUUUUCUUCACCUUUCAGUAACGUUUCUGGUCAAGAAGGAGUAAGCAAAGUUUUAAAAGACAGUUUUGUCCUCGACGAACAAACUCGUAUGGUGCCUAAUAGAAGUGGUAGUGCUCCACCUACUAUUGAGGGUUCCAUUGCUGCCUUUCGGUCUUUUAUGGACCAGAGGCACUCUUCUUCAACUAUCUCUAGCAAUGAGUUUUUGGACAGUCAUGAGUCUGAAGAACAGAUGCGAACUGAUCCAUCAUACAUUGCAUAUUACUAUGCUAAUGUUAACAUGAAUCCAAGGCUUCCUCCUCCUCUAAUCUCACGAGAGAAUCGUCAUCUAGUGCGACUUAUGGGAGUUUUUUCUGGUAAAAAGAAUUCUGUUACUGAAGGUUUGCUGGGUACUCAUAAGGAAGAACCUGAAGAAGCUGUGUCACCACGUGAAACUUAUGGUGAUCAGAAGGAAAUUUUUCUGCAUGGUACAACAACAUUUUUAGCGGGAAAUAAUGGAAGUAAGGGAGACCUCAUUCAGGUUCCAUCUUCUGUAUCUAGUGCAGCUUUCGAAGGAGAAAAAGAUCAUGACUUUGGCACAGUUUCAACAACUGAUCACAUUAAAAUGCAGGAGUCAUGCUUAGGUUCGGUUGGCACCAAUUCUUCCAUAUCAACUGCUUCUUACUACAGAAAAACUGAUGUAGAGGAUUUUGCAUCUAACCAGAGUAAUAUUGGCUCAGAUACUUCGGUAGUAGAAUCUAGAAUGAAAUUAUUGGAUGUUUCAAGCGAAUUAAUCAGAGAGGAUGACCAAAAGAGACAUGGCAAUCUAUACUUGCAUGAUGAGAAUAGGCUUCUUCCUCAUCCUUCACAAGACCGGACUUAUCAGAUGCCUGGGUUCCAAACUUAUGCUAUUCCCCGAGGAAUGUAUGCUGUCCACCAGAAGCUGUUACCCGUACAUCAGCCAUUUAUGCCUAAUGCAGGACUUGUACCACCAUUAUAUGCGUCAACAGCUGCUCAAAUGAAUUCAGGAAACCUUUUUUAUCCAGGUGUACCACCAGGCUUCCCUAGUCCACAACAUUCUCUAGGUGGAUAUAGUGUAAAUUCAGUUUUUCAUCCUCAUUUUGGCGGAUUUCUUCACGACAAUGCAUUUCCAUUACCAAUUAAUGCAUAUCCCAAAGCAGCCUUAAAUUUAUCUGGUGAUAUGAACCCGUAUACUAGUCAAAUUCUACGGCCUUCUUUUGGCGGUCCUCUUCAAGGGCAAUGCUUUCAACCACUGUAUGAAGAUGCUCAAAGAAGAGUUGUUCAGCAUCAACUGGGUGUUCUUGCAUCACGAAACUCUGAUGCAACUUCUUUGUUAGGUGAUAUGGAACUUAAUCAUCCUGGAAUAGACAAAGCAAGCAUAUCCUCUCCAAUAAGUGGGACUCGCGUUAGUGCUACCUUCUAUGGAUAUCCUCCUAGCUUAGGGGAGUCACAAUUUGCAGCCCCAUCACCUUUAUUACCAGGAUCUUCCUUAUCUAGGAAUAUUCAUCAAGGGCUAGGCAAUGAUUUGAGUCCUUCACAACAAUCACCAAAAAGUACAGCUGCAUCUUAUGGAUGGAAAGGACAAAGAGGAGCUGAGAAUAUUGAUACUCAUAUUCCUAAAAGGCAUUCUUUUCUUGAAUUACUCAAAUCCUACAGUUCCAGGAUGCUCGAACUGUCAGAUAUUUCAGGCCAGAUUGUCGAGUUUAGCACUGAUCAACAUGGUAGUCGAUUCAUUCAACAAAAGUUGGAGAACUGUGGCAGUGAUGAGAAGGAAUCUGUUUUCAAUGAAGUUCUUCCACAAGCUUCAAAGUUGAUGACUGAUGUCUUUGGAAAUUAUGUAGUUCAAAAGUUCUUUGAGCAUGGAACUGCUGAACAGAGGAGAAAACUUGCCCAGCAACUUACUGGACAGGUUUUGACCUUAAGUUUGCAAAUGUAUGGCUGUCGCGUGAUCCAAAAGGCACUUGAGGUCAUUAAGCUUGAUCAGAAGGUGGAGCUUGUAAAGGAGCUUGAUGGGCAUGUUUUGAGAUGUGUGCAUGACCAAAAUGGAAACCAUGUGAUACAGAAAUGUAUUGAAUCUAUCCCGACAGAGAAAAUUAAAUUUAUCAUUUCUUCGUUUUCUGGUCACAUUGCAACUCUUUCUUGUCACCCAUAUGGUUGUCGUGUCAUUCAGAGAGUUUUGGAGCAUUGUUCAGAAGAACAGAUAAGUCAGAGGAUAGUUGAUGAAAUCCUUGAAUCUACGUCUACUCUUGCUCAAGACCCGUAUGGUAACUAUGUUACUCAGCAUAUUAUGGAGAUGGGGAAGCCCCAUCAAAGAAGCCAAAUCAUUCACAAGUUAGCUGGUCAAUUUGUACGGUUAAGUCAGCAUAAAUUUGCAUCCAAUGUUAUUGAAAAAUGCAUAAAAUACAGCAAUGCUUUGGAACGAGAUCUAAUAAUCCAGGAAAUCCUUGCACAAUCUGGUAACAAUGAAGCAAUAUUGAUGAUGAUGAAGGACCAAUAUGCAAAUUAUGUAGUCCAAAAGAUUUUUGAGAUUGGUUCUGAGAAGCAAAAGGAUACAUUACGAAAUUGUGUGCAAUUACAUCUUCCUGAUUUGAAAAAGGUCUCUUAUGCAAAGCACAUUGUGUCUCGCUAUGAGCAAUUAGCAGAGGACUCUGAACAGGAGCGGAAACAGUGUGCGAAGAUGGCGGACAGCAUACCGAGCACCUCUGGAUGAGCUACUUAUAUCUCAUAUGCUAACUUAAUUGAGACGGAAGCCCUUGAUCAUAUCUUCUGGUGCUAACAUAAUGCAUAGGAUCCAUGAUUUUCGUCAAGUAAAGAUACUAAUGUUGUUUGAUUAAUGUACAGAGUACAUCCAACCAUUUUUUUUCUUUCUGAUUUUCUUCUUUAACCUCCAGACCUGUAUCUAUUUUCAAUCGCCUAUCCUAACUCGUUCUAUUUCUUUCGAACUUUCCAUCAUUGUAAAAUUAUUCUUGCCAACCACAGUGUAUAAUUUAUAAACUAGUGAGUGUCCCGGGCGAUGCUCCGGAUUGUUUCUUUUCGU
Molecule: messenger RNA, 4278 nt
Organism: Beta vulgaris subsp. vulgaris (sugar beet)
Lineage: Eukaryota; Viridiplantae; Streptophyta; Magnoliopsida; Caryophyllales; Amaranthaceae
Product: pumilio homolog 5
Exons: 9
Coding region: 1168-3951 (927 amino acids)
Biological process (GO): post-transcriptional regulation of gene expression
Cellular component (GO): cytoplasm
Molecular function (GO): mRNA binding
Source: RefSeq, a predicted model, not a curated record